GCUUCCAGGAGAUCGUGCCUUACCUGUUCAGCCAGGAGUGCUGCCUGACCUCUGGUAUCCUCCAAGCAGCAUGGUGAGCCUGAAAAGGACAGUUCUCUGCUUGUUGCAGCCUUUCAUGACCAUAUCCAAGAAUUUCCUAUUUUUUUUUGCUGCAUCCCUCCUCAGAAACUCAGAGACAUUUCUUAACCCUACAGAUAAUUUUAGAUCUCUGAUCUGCCAAAGGCCCUGGCAGAGGAAGGGCUGUUGUUUGGUAGCCUGUUGUACCUGAAGAGCCCUUUCCUGUGUUUGAAAUGAGAGGUUAUUUUUGAUACUGUUUCUGAUUGUUUGCUAUGGGUACUCCUGGAGUAUUUCCAAGUUUUCUAAGUGUUCUUGUGUCUUCUCCCUGUUUUGGUUUGUUUCAUUUUUUUCUAUUUUUUUUUCUGUGCUUAUAUCCCUCUGCUUUCCACCAGGCUGGAAAUGGAGAACAUGUCUUGGAGUUCCCUGCUCAAGAUUCCUGUUUCCAGACUCUCUGUGUCUGGCUGUCCUCAGAGCACUGUUGGCCACUGCAGAGAGCAGAAGGGAGCUCUGCUUGGCCGCUGCUCUGACCAUGCAGUGCCACUGGUGUCCUACAGCUGCAUGGCAGAGCACUGCAGCAGGUGAGUUACACACCAGUUUAGAGCCUGGCUGGUAACAGCUUUUGUUUCCAGCUUCAAUGGUGUAAUUUGUAUUUAUCUGUGUUUUUAGGAGUAAUGUGUUUCAGUCUGAGUGAGACAAUUUAAUACAUAUCCCACAGUACAGCUUUCACUCCUGUGGGAAUAGGGGUAGUGGUGUGAGGUAGCAGGAGGUCAGCUUUUUCAUCUGCUACACCCUUCCUGAAAGAUCUUGGGCAAGCCCUUCAGUCUGUUUAUGUCUCAAUCUGUCUGGCUGUGUAGACAAGAGAGGAAGGCACUGCCCCCCCUCACAGCCCCUGCUCUUUCACAGUGAGAGGAGUUACUUCCUUGUGCGGGGAUCACCUUCUGCUGUGUUUGGAUGUAAUGGUCUGAUCUCUGCGAGCUCUAGAAGCAACUUACUGUAAAUGAUGCUAAUAACGACCCCAGCACUCUGUAUACUUCUCAUUGUGCCUGCAUGAGGCAACAUCUGUGUGUGUUUAGAUAAGCUGGGAGCAGCUGGAUUUGCACCGGCUGCUGUAAUCACAGUGCAGCUCUCUGCUGGUCACUGUGUGUGCGGGUGGGGACGGCGGGGAACACCACUCCGUGUCCUUUGCAGUCCCUGCAUCCUGUGCCUACUUGUGGCACUCUCGUCUCUCUCACUUAUGAAUGAGUGGGUGAGGGAGGAGAGGGCUGGGCUGGGCUGACUCCUUCACAGAUGAACCAUAAGGAGCACAGGAGCUGAAACACAAUCUCCUCCUCCUUUCCUGCGCUGGUUCACGGACAGUCUUGCUCACAGCUGGGAGGAGGACAGCCUCACCAUCAGCCUGAGGAGGAGAGAGGAGAAGGGAAGUUUUGUGCUCUUCACAUUGCAGGCAAAACCUCUUUGCAUGAACUCUGCUAACAGGUUAUUAACAUCCUGCAGCAAGUCAUCACUUCAGCCUAAAGGCUGGUGGAAGAGAUAAAGUCUGCAUGAAAACUAAACGCAAUUAAUUCUUACAUUCAGGACCCUGAUGAGUGAUACACGGGGAGAAACAGAAGAUGGUGAAUUUCACAGCGAAUGUGACUGAGAAGUGCAAUAUUAAUCAUGAUAUCCAUGAGACAUUAUCCCCCGUGGUGUACAUAUUUGUGUUUAUAUUAGGCUUGCCAGCUAACUGCCUGUCACUGUACUACGGGUAUUUACAGAUCAAAGCUAAAAAUGAAUUAGGUAUCUACCUUUGCAAUUUGACUAUAGCAGACCUGCUGUACAUAUUUUCUUUGCCGUUUUGGCUUCAGUAUGCUUUACAGCAUGACAACUGGACCUACGAUGAGCUGCUGUGCAAGGUUUGUGGCAUCAUCCUGUAUGAGAACAUCUACAUCAGCGUGGGCUUCCUGUGCUGCAUCUCCAUCGACCGCUACCUGGCCGUAGUGCACCCAUUUCGGUUCCAGCGCUUCCGGACCAUGAAGGCUGCUGCCACUGUGAGCAUCAUCAUCUGGGCCAAAGAAAUCAUGACAUGCUGCUUUGUCUUCACGCACGGGGAGAUCAGCAUGGACGCUGAGAGCCACUUGGUGUGCUUUGAGCAUUACCCCAUCAAGAAAUGGGAGCACAAUGUCAAUUACUACCGCUUCUCUGCUGGCUUCCUUUUCCCCUUCUUUCUGCUCGCCUUCUCCUACUGUGGGAUUUUACGGGUUGUCCACAAGAGUCCCGGCACUCAAAAGAAGAAGAAAAUCCAAAUUAAAAGGCUGGUUUCAAGCACUGUUUUCAUAUUUUUAGUCUGCUUUGGACCAUACCACAUCCUACUUGUGGUUCGUAGCUUGUUGGAGAACAACUGCUCAUUUGCUGAGAAAAUAUUUAAUGUUUACCAUAUUUCUCUCCUGUUAACUACCUUUAACUGUGUUGCUGACCCAGUAUUGUACUGUUUUUCCAGUGAAAGCACUUACCAGAACUUUGUCAAGAUGAAAGAUUCUUGUCUAACAUGUUUAGGCCAUCGGAGUACUGAGACGAAGGAAUCCUAUCCACUGAACCCUACUGAAACUCCCAACAGGACGCAGCAUGAACAACAACCAGGGUUAUUGCAAAUACCACUUGAUGGUGCUGGAAUGAAGGACUGCUUCACAACUAAUGUAGACAGCCUAUAGCUUUAAUCAAAAGGACCUUAAUCCUACAUCUGCAGCUGUGGCCAUGUUUGUGUAUCUGUCUGAAUUAUUCAUGUAUUACAACAGUGUGACCUCUCAAAGGCUUGUGAGCAAUGUACAGUGAAGCUGUUUCUGGAGGUGCUUGGAUCCUGGCAAUACUGUAUGUGCUAAGUCAGUUCAGUUAUAAUCACAUAUCUGUUGUUGUGCUACCACUUAAAACCUGUUUGUCUUAAUGACUGCAUUGACUGGAACAAGCCAGUACUCUUGGUGUGUAGCUCUGGUGAACUCAUCUUUAGCUGCUUUCUGUUUGCCCUUGUAACAUCUAGAGAAAGUAAUUCUCUACAAGCUGUCAUAAUUGUUGAAAAGGUAUGAGACAGAAAAAAUUAAAUGUCCCCAUAUGCACUUUUAAAAAGAAAAAGCCCAACAAAACACUUCUGCAACAUCUCUGUAACUCUCUGAAAUAAGUUCUCCUUCUGCCAGUUUCAAAGCCUGCAGAGACCACGCCAGAACCAGAUUGCUGAAACAAUGAAUCCAAUAGUGCGAGACAUUAUGGGAGAACAUGCACAAGGAACUGAGCACCUGCCGAGACCUUCAGGCUGUUAUUUGACUGCUGAAUCUCAGACUAUUCAACCUCAUCAAGGCUCCUAGAGACUUCUGGAAGUAUGAGCCUCUGUGCUCCAAUGGGUGUCAAUAACUUGGUUUGUUGACUCAGAAGAGAACAAGAGGUUGGUAGUACAUGAGUCACUCUGAUCCCAUGUGCGUCUCUGAGUCACUGGGUUCAAGAAUAUUUAUUUACACCUAAAUUCUGCUACACCUUGCUACGGUUUUGAUUGUGUCCUUUGCAAUCUGUGUAUCUGUUGCAGCACAGAUCAUGCAGGCAACUAAAUAACAAUGCAUUUGUCAGGGAAACUGUUGAAUCAAUUCUGUUCAAGCUCUGGUUUUGCCCAGGUAAUAUAGUUUAUAGAUUGGUCACUGUUCAGUAAAUACAGUAUCAGAAAUAUGAUGUAUGAAUAAUCUGUGUCCUGGUUUAGACAGAAACAAAAUAUAGGAGUAAAUGGAGCAUAAUGGCUUCUAAAGAUGUGGGAGUUGUGCUCCACAGUAUUGUUUCUAACACCACCUCUUCUCUAGGUUUUUUGGGGUUUUUUGUUGCACUGUGGAAUCCUGCGUGAUUCUUCUUGUGAUCUGCUCAUCACACCUUCUUGUACCUGUAGCUGUUACACCAUGAAUAUUGCCCUGUCCUUUCAGUUCUCUGGUUUCAGACCUUCCUUGAAACACCUCUGUGUCUGCAGCCCGGAGCUGGUAACUUCCAGCAGUAUACUCAGUUUUGUUUCUUUGGUUUGCUUUUAAGUCAAAACAUCAUCUAGACAGAUGGUCUACCCCUGCCACCUGCAUAUGUCAUUGCAACACAGCCUUGCUUGUCAUCAGACUCCAAAAGGAAUAUAUUCUAACAGCUUUCUGGAAACUACCUUGAGAGUGCAAUAUUUCAUAUAAUUAGUAGAUGUGUUUAAUAGAGAAUGUUUUUAUAAUUUUCUUUUUAUAUUUUUUCACAGUAUGUCUGAAAUACUAUCUUUUAUCUUUGGCCCACAGUUUCUAUUUGUGAGACUACAGAUCCUCUCCUCCCUCCUCUUGCAGAAAGGAUUCAUGUCCCCACUCCUAAGAGGGGAUUAGGUUUGCUUAGGUUAACAUUUGGUUUGUUUAAUUAUUUUACAUUUCUUUAUACUUAGACCACUCAGCUGGAUUAAUUACUUUACAUCUGCAUUUUUUUCUCCUGACUAUUAGCACUGUUUAGCUUUAUUUUCUCCUAAUCUUUCAUCUCAUCUGCUGUGUUUUCCAAGGGCAUCAUAAGGCAGGGACUCCCUCCCAACUUCUACAGUGCUGAGCUUGUUCAUUGUUAAGCACCAACUCCUUGGACCUCCACGACCUGUCAGGCUGCAAGACACACGGGGUUUGUUCUAGGAUUAAAUAUUUGUUGUCAUGUUGAUGCGUUGCUUCUUUACAGAUCCCCACGCUGUUUAAAUUAGACAAUGGAAUGCAGAGCAUGCUGUGCUACAUGGAAUUGUCAUCUGAGGGAUUAAGGCUCAUUUGAGUUGGUGCUUUGAUGUGGGCAGCUUUGGUCAGCUGCUGCAGUUUAAAUCAGAUGGAAACUUGUGUAGCACAGCGCAGCAUUCUGCUACAGUUCUCAGCACCUAACCUGCUAACUGCAGCAGAGAUUUUUUUUUCUUCUUUUCUCCCUUUUUUUUUCUUGAGGCCAAUAUUUUAUCAAUCCUUUCUAUACUGUAACUGUUUGGCUCAGGCUGCAGAGCUGUAACCAAUAUAGCAGGAAGGUAACAGGUAACUCCCACUCAGAGCUUUUUCUUCCAUCUCAGUGAAAACACAUUCACUCAAGGCUCCUGCUAAGGUUUCUAGAGACAUGCUACACAUCCUAUUGAAGUAAAUGUCAUGCCUGUGACUGCACAUAAGAACGCAUUUUAAGAGCAUGCACUAGAGAAAAAAGAGAAAUAAAUGAUUAAAUUUUGUAUUUCUUAAUGAAAUCUAACAGUUAAGACUUGUGUUUUGGGGGGAAAAAGAGCAAAAGCUUACUAAAUGAAUUUUUUUUGACAAAAGUUAGUGCUUGAAAAUAUACAUAGCACCUGUUAGUGUAAUAUGUCAGUAGCACAGAGAGAAUAAAAUCAGCUGCUUCUUUCAAAAUGAUGCCAAUUUCAUUCUGUGAGUUCUGUGCAGCAGUGAACAUAUGCCAUCCUACAGGGUUACUGGCUUUGGCAAAAAGUUCAAGCAUUUGUAUGAAAUAUUUUACUUAAUACUUAUAGUUUGGAGAGUUUGGAGACUUCUAAAGGAGAUAUUUUCUAAUUGUGAAACUUCCAAGAUACUUUUCUAGAACAUCCUUUGAGAAGGUUUUAGAUACAAUGAAUCUAAAAAAAGAGAUUGAUCUAGAAAAUAAACAUGGGGAUCUCUGGUGAACCUGAAUGUCUAGCAGAAGACUGGCAUCAAGAUUUCUUUCUGUCAUGUGUUUAACUAUUGUAUGUUUUUAAAGGCUCUGUACCCUCAGGGACUUCAGGAGAUUAAUGUUCAAAAUAUGCUGGGGUUUGUGGUAUGAAAUUAUUUUUCUCAUUCUGAAAUCUCGUCUCACAUCGAAGAAGGAAAAUAGAACUCACCUGCCAGGAAGGAAAAAAGAUACAAAGUGUUGCUCACUGCUGGAACUCCAACAAAAAAGCAACUUCCAUUUUAUGACAGGUAAAGCUGCAGUGUUAUAGAGGUGGUGUCAGAUGUACUCUCCCCUCUCUGCUGUGAGGGUUGACAGCCGGCAGAACUUCAGUCCUGACACUCAGCCUGGAGUCAAGGUAAAG
Prinia subflava (tawny-flanked prinia) is the source of this 6085-nucleotide messenger RNA. RefSeq names its product G protein-coupled receptor 68 (gene GPR68). The coding region runs from base 1668 to 2744 and encodes 358 amino acids. The record is from RefSeq and is a predicted model, not a curated record. Gene Ontology annotation, molecular function: G protein-coupled receptor activity. Gene Ontology annotation, biological process: G protein-coupled receptor signaling pathway; cellular response to pH. NCBI's taxonomy places the organism in Eukaryota, Metazoa, Chordata, Aves, Passeriformes, Cisticolidae. The transcript has 2 exons. Gene Ontology annotation, cellular component: membrane.